UAACAUCUGUUUUAACUUAACUAACAGAUAGAAACUUAACUGUGGGGUGUAAUACAAAGUCAAGACGAAAUUUUGUUAGUUUACCGAAAAUCUAGACAACAUAGAGCAAAUAACUAUUACUUAAUGUACAUCUACCACAUAAGUUAGCCGGCAGUUAAAGUAUACGACAGCCGUUUUCUGUUUUCCAACAUAAACACAUAUGUACAUACAUAUGUAGUUGGAUCUUGUCAAGUGAAUUAUUUAUGUAGUUUGAUCAGCAACAGUGAAAAUGAAAAGCCAGAGAAACAAAUUUAAGCGGGGUCAAAAUUUUAGCACGGACGAAGAGUUUUUGCUCAUCACUUUAGCGGCCGAGCAGAGAAAGAUCUUCGAAAACAAAAGAUGUGAUUCUGUGACCUGGAAAGAAAAGGAGUUAGCGUGGGAAAAUUUGGCAGCAACCUAUUCGAUGAAGUCUGGGAUACAGCGCUCCGGUCACAGCUUAAGAGCCAAGUACGAAAGUUUAAAAAAAAAACUUAGUGCUGGGCUUCCGCAAUGGCAGCCCCCCACAACAUCCGUUUCCGAAAAACUAAAAGCCAUACUUGGAGAUGAUGAUACGGGUGGCGAAAACUCCGACAGUGAUUAUGUUAAGACUGAUCCGCAGUCAGAGGGUCCUUCAGGAUCGUUUGUGGAUAUAAUCGAUUUCAUUGAGGAAAACUCAAGUGAAAAUGUUGCUUCCAAAUCUAGUAUUCCGACACCCUUUGAGGCGACAUUGGUUGCACCACCUAGAAGUCCGUCUGGAAGGAGUGUACCCAAAAAAAAUGACAUUGGCUAUCUAAUUCUAGAGGAAAAGUUACGUUUGAUCAGGACUCAGCGUGCUUUCUACGAACAGGAAAACAAUCGAGCACAGGAAAAGCACCUGGAAGAAAUGCAAACUUUAAGUGCGAAACGCGAGCUCCUUUGUUUAGAAAUAGCUGAAAAAAAACGAAAUCUUAAUGACUCUCCAAAGGAUUGAUGCCCUGUAAUUUUUACUUACAUUAAGGUUACAUAUUACAGUUAAUAAGUUAUUAUAAAAGUUGUGUCAGAAUAUUUUGUAUUAUCUUUCGAAAUACUUAUUAAUUAAAUCGUUUCUGUGAAACCCAUCGGAGACAUCCACUAUUG
Messenger RNA from Drosophila rhopaloa, 1134 nucleotides. RefSeq lists its product as uncharacterized. The transcript is spliced from 3 exons. Bases 269 to 988 code for a protein of 239 amino acids. The record is from RefSeq and is a predicted model, not a curated record. NCBI's taxonomy places the organism in Eukaryota, Metazoa, Arthropoda, Insecta, Diptera, Drosophilidae.